GAAAAGUCAACAACUGGGAGGAUGAAGAAGCUCCACUUUCCGCUAACCAAUGAGCACAAUAUUGAUUGCCAUGUCUCAGAACAUGCACAAAGGAGAGGUUCCAAGGGAGUGGAAGGAACCUUUGAAUCUUCCUGAUGAUCGUUGCGUAUGGGUGAAGGUGAAGUUAGCUGUAUCUAUGAGUCGUUGAAUCACCAUCAGAGAGUCUGAUUUGCAGAUGAUCUCUUUAUACUCUGCAUUCCACGUAGCCCGGAGUCCAUAGGUAAUCCGUGAAAAAUUUGAAAUUGAGAAGGAAAAAGGGAACCCUAUUGCUAUUUGCUGGUCCUAUUUCACCACACUCUGCGCCGUUCUUCUUCCCCGGUUUCGUCCCUCUGUUCUGCUGAGCAACGAUUUGUUCUCUGGCACAACCGUUCCAGCACACAAUCGAGCGGUGAAAAGUGUUCUGCUUACUCGGGCAAUGCCAAUAUACGAUGCUUGUUUUGUUGAUGGCGAUCCUACUCGAAACUCAGAACUCUCGAAACCUUUGUUUUCUGCAGCGUCCUGCUGCCUAUUCAUGUGUUCAACAGUGUAGCAGUUAGCUCAUUGGUUUUUGGGUGAUUCAUUCAUUUGAAUUGGAAGCUGUGAAAAAUUCAGUGUUCAACUAGAGCAUAAUGGGAUCCAAAAAUGCAAACGGGAAGAACCACAAGGACAAAAGGAAGAAGUUUAAGGAUAAUUUGAAUUCAAAUCAUUCAUCCACUGGUGAUGCCAAGGUUAUCAUUAUCAGUGAUCCUCGAUAUUCAAAGGCUCACACGGAUCCUCGGUUUCGUGAGGCUCCAAAGCGUGAAACGAAGGUGGCCAUUGACUCUCGCUUCAACCGCAUGUUCACUCACAAGAGUUUUUUGCCCUCUUCUGCUCUUAUUGACAAGAGAGGCAAGCCCAAGAACAACCCAACCUCUCAGCUUGGUUCUCUGCGCCAUUACUACAAAGUUGAUGAAAAGGAAGUUGAGCAGAGUAGUGAUGAGGAAGAAGAUAAUGAAGAGGAAUUGGUGAAAGCCAAUCGAAUGAAACUGGAGAGUGACAAAGGAACUGAAUUAGAAGAGACCAGUGAAUCUGAGUCAGAAGAAACCAGUGAAUCAGAGUCUGAUGUGGACACAGAUACAGAUGAAGGUGCAGAUGAGGAAGUUUACGAGGAAGAAGCCUCUGAUGUCCAUGAAGACAUAGCAACGAUUGACAAAGAAACUCAUAGGGUUGCGGUUGUUAACAUGGACUGGAGAUAUGUUAAGGCUGUUGAUUUGUAUGUAUUGUUAAGCUCAUUUGUCCCACCUAAUGGACUGAUCAAAUCGGUAACGGUCUAUCCAUCUGAGUUUGGUCUUCAACGUAUGAAAGAGGAGGAAGUUCAUGGACCUAUUGGUCUAUUUGAUGAUGAAGAUGAAAAAAAUGAUGAAGAUAGCAGCAAUGAUGACAUUGACAAUGAGAAACUGCGUGCAUAUGAGAAGAGCAGGAUGCGGUACUAUUUUGCUGUGGUGGAAUGUGACUCAAGUGCCACAGCAAAUUACAUUUACAAAGAAUGUGAUGGUCUUGAGUUAAAACAGUCAUCAAAUGCACUUGAUUUAAGGUUUAUUCCAGACAACAUGGAAUUCAAACACCCGCCUCGGGAUGUUGCUACUGAGGUACCUGCAAAUUAUGAGUGUAAAGAUUUCUAUUCUCGAGCACUUCAGCACAGUGAGGUUAAUCUUACUUGGGAUGAUGAUGAACCUCUUCGUGCAAAGACAUUGAAACAGAAAUUCACUGAUGAUCAGCUAGCUCAGAUGGAAGUGAAGGAAUUCUUAACAUCUGAUGAGAGUGAAAGUGAUGAUAGCAAGGAUAAUAAUGAGACAGAUGAUCAGCCUGAUAAAAGGGCAAAAAAACGAGCUAAGUACCGUGCUUUGCUCCAGGCCGGUGAUGAUUCAGAUGGAGGCAAUGAACAUGAUAAUGUCCAGAAUAUGGAGGUCACCUUCAAUACAGGUUUGGAAGAUUUAAGCAAACAUAUUAUGGAAAAGAAGGAUAAAAAAUCAGAAACAGUUUGGGAUGCACAUUUGAGGAAAAAAUGUGAGAAAAAGAAAACCAGGAAAAACAAAAGAAAGUAUUCAUCAGAUGAUGAUGAUAGCGAUGAUACUGAUCAAGAGGCAACUGAAGAAGCAGAUGACUUCUUCAUUGAGGAGCCUGCUGUUAAGAAGAGGAAGAAGCUUGAAAAUAAAGACGAAGAACCUAAAGAGAUGAAUGGGCUAGACGAAGCAAGCAAAGAGGAGCUUGAACUGCUGCUUGCUGAUGAUAAGGGGACAGAUACUGGUCUCAAGGGAUAUAAUCUAAAAUUUAAAAAAGGCAAGGGCAAAAGGACGGAGAAUAGUAUUGAUGAGGAGAAGAUACCAAGUAAUGCAUACGAUGAUCCACGUUUUUCAGCGCUUUUCUCACCUGACUAUGCAAUUGACCCUACCAAUCCACAAUUUAAAAGGAGUGCAACAUAUGCCAGGCAGCUAGCACAGAAGCAACAGAAGGAUAAUGCAGAUCCACCAGCGGAAAGGGAGCCUACAAAAGUAAAAGGAAUGCAAUUGUCUUUUGAUGAUUCUGGCAUGAUGAAGAAGGGUGAGGAAGAAAGAUUAGAUGCUUUGAAGUCAACGAAAGAUAAAUAUGAAUUAUCAUCAUUGGUUAAAUCAAUUAAGAUGAAAUCAAAGCAAGUUCAGUUACCCUCUGAUGAUAAGACAAUGAAAGAUGGAAAAUCUCACAUUAAAGGUAUGAAGAAAAAGAGGCACUAGUUCUGAACCUUGUGGUUCAAUUAACACACUUGAAUGGAGGGGAAUUGGCCUCUUUUAUGUGUUGUAGAAACCCAGCAGGGGAAAAAGGAUCUUAGCAGAAUUAUGAAAGAAGUGUAGACAGAAGAUUAGCAAUGGAUGUUCAGGUAGUUUAAUCUUCUGCCAAGACGUUGAAUGUCUCGUUCCUGUUCAAAUCAUCCAUUUUUGUUUUGUUGCAACUAAUUGUAGUACGGCAUAAAUUAAUGAGUUUGAUAUAGUCUUGAAGCUUGCAUCCGUUUUAUGGUUGUGCCAUGAUCACCAUCAUUUUAUUAGCAGUUAUAGCUUUAUGUCAACCUAGAUUUGAAAAUAUUCCUUUACAAUUGACUGCUGUGUUUUCUCUUCUGGGUUGUAUAAUAAAAUUAUUUUUCUUGUUAAGUUUGCACAUAUCAAAGAUUAAGUUGUAUUUUGGUGA
This is a messenger RNA of Glycine soja, 3216 nucleotides long. Its product is annotated as pre-rRNA-processing protein esf1-like. NCBI's taxonomy places the organism in Eukaryota, Viridiplantae, Streptophyta, Magnoliopsida, Fabales, Fabaceae. The transcript has 10 exons. The record is from RefSeq and is a predicted model, not a curated record. Gene Ontology annotation, biological process: rRNA processing. The coding region runs from base 648 to 2768 and encodes 706 amino acids. Gene Ontology annotation, molecular function: RNA binding. Gene Ontology annotation, cellular component: nucleus.